AACAAUCCUGUUCCCAGGGCUCUGAGGUCAUACCUAGGGCUUCUCCCCUGGCCCCAACUGCCCCUUGCUGCCCACCCCAGAGGCAGCGGAUGUGGGGCUAUGCUUUUCUGGGGAUGCUGGUGGGACUACCAGAACAAUGGAAGAACCAGGAACGGCGUCGGCCGCUGGCCUCGCCACCAUGUUCAGCUGGGUGAGCAAGGAUGCGCGGCGCAAGAAGGAGCCCGAGCUCUUUCAGACGGUGGCCGAGGGGCUGCGGCAGCUGUACGCGCAGAAGCUGCUGCCGCUCGAGGAGUACUACCGCUUCCACGACUUCCACUCCCCCGCGCUCGAGGAUGCCGACUUCGACAACAAGCCUAUGGUGCUGCUCGUGGGCCAGUACAGCACGGGCAAGACUACCUUCAUCCGGCACCUCAUCGAGCAGGACUUCCCCGGCAUGCGCAUCGGGCCGGAGCCCACCACCGACUCCUUCAUCGCCGUCAUGCACGGCUCAGCGGAGGGCGUGGUGCCGGGCAACGCUCUCGUUGUGGACCCGCGCCGGCCCUUCCGCAAGCUCAACGCCUUCGGCAAUGCCUUCCUUAACCGGUUCAUGUGCGCCCAGCUACCGAACCCAGUCCUGGAGAGCAUAAGCAUCAUUGACACCCCAGGAAUCCUCUCCGGAGAAAAGCAGCGGAUCAGCCGAGGCUAUGACUUCGCGGCCGUUCUGGAGUGGUUUGCCGAGCGAGUGGACCGCAUCAUCCUUCUCUUUGAUGCCCACAAGCUGGAUAUCUCGGAUGAGUUCUCUGAGGUGAUCAAGGCCCUGAAGAACCACGAGGAUAAGAUCCGCGUGGUGCUGAACAAGGCUGACCAGAUCGAGACGCAGCAGCUGAUGCGGGUCUACGGGGCCCUCAUGUGGUCCCUGGGCAAGAUCAUCAACACGCCCGAGGUGGUGCGGGUGUACAUCGGCUCCUUCUGGUCCCACCCCCUGCUCAUCCCAGACAACCGCAAGCUGUUUGAGGCCGAGGAGCAGGACCUCUUCAAGGAUAUCCAGUCGCUGCCCCGGAAUGCCGCCCUCAGGAAGCUCAACGACCUGAUCAAGCGUGCCCGGCUGGCCAAGGUCCAUGCCUACAUCAUCAGCUCCCUCAAGAAGGAGAUGCCCAACAUGUUUGGGAAAGAGAGCAAGAAGAAGGAGCUGGUGAACAACCUGGGAGAAAUCUAUCAGAAGAUCGAGCGGGAGCACCAGAUCUCUCCCGGGGACUUCCCGAAUCUCCGGAAGAUGCAGGAGUUGCUGCAGACUCAGGACUUCAGCAAAUUCCAGGCCUUGAAGCCCAAGCUCCUGGACACCGUGGACGACAUGCUGUCCAAAGACAUCGCUCGGUUAAUGGUGAUGGUGCGCCAAGAGGAGUCGCUCAUGCCCUCGCAGGUGGUGAAGGGUGGAGCCUUUGACGGCACCAUGAACGGGCCCUUCGGCCACGGCUACGGAGAGGGGGCCGGAGAGGGCAUCGACGAUGUGGAGUGGGUGGUGGGCAAGGACAAGCCCACCUACGACGAGAUCUUCUACACCCUGUCUCCUGUCAACGGCAAGAUCACGGGGGCCAACGCCAAGAAAGAGAUGGUGAAAUCCAAGCUACCCAACACGGUCCUGGGGAAAAUCUGGAAACUGGCCGAUGUGGACAAAGAUGGGCUGUUGGAUGACGAGGAAUUCGCCCUGGCCAACCACUUGAUCAAAGUCAAAUUGGAAGGGCACGAGCUCCCCGCUGACCUGCCCCCACACCUGGUCCCUCCCUCCAAACGGAGGCACGAGUGACAGUCGAUUCUUCCCUCGCCAGGAGGGCUGCUGCCCCACUCUUGCCCCUCUGCUUCCCAGGUGGAGCAGCAGCUUGGGGGGGGUCCCAUUCUCAGUGCUCCCUUGGCGUGUCUGUUCCAUAAAGACCUAACUAACAGAUGGCUUUUUGCAGCUCUCGAAAAGGAAAGCCACCACUUUAGAAAAAGAAAAGAAAACCGUUUCCAAGCCUGGUGGGGAGACAGGGGUAGCACUUGUCAAUGUUGGAAUUUUGUGCACAAGAACUAUGGAUAUUUUUAAUAUAUGAAGGCAGUAUUCUUUCUUGCUCCCUCCCUGCCCUGUCUGUGGCCCCCUCCCCGCCCCCUGUAGUCCAACAAGAGACCCUGCCAGCUUCCUGCCCUCUGGCUGGCUAGCUAUACACUUCCCAAAGAGUCAGUGGAAGGAGCUUCCUUCUGCCCCCUUUCCGGCUGCAUGGCCACAAGCCCCCAGUCCUCCUCCUGGGGCCAUCGGUCUGGGUCCUCUAGGCCAGACCCCAGUGCGGAGGGGCCAGACCUCGGGCAUCUGAAGUCUGGCUGAUGCUGGCAGCACAUCGGAGCGAUGAGGAGAGGCCCCCCUCCUCUGUCCUUGAAUUCACGUGGUACUUACUUGUGCCUUCGCCCACACCUCGUCCCCACUCAGGCACUGUCGACUCCCCUCUUCCCUAGAGACCUCACCUGUAUCACACCAGCCUCCAUCUCCCCCCCGGAAGUCCCAGAAGCCCCACUGGGUCACGUCUUCCGAAGAAAACCAACUAGUUUGGGUUUGGUUUGUUUUUUUAUUCAGCUUCCAGGUCUAGAAGUUUCUAGCCGCUUUGAGAACAGCUCUCUUCCAGCCUCCUCUCCACAAGCAGCAGCCUUGACGAGAGCCGCUGCGGAGGCCCCCUGAUCUGGGCGUCAUCAAGUCCCUGUUCUUCCAUUUCAGACCCUGAGUCAAGACGGCGCCUCUCCGUGCCCCUUGGGGCCACAGGUUUUGCUUCCUGGGGUUUCCCAGAAGACCCAUCAGCAGUGGGCACUGUGGUGGCCCCAGGGUGCAGGGGGACUUUGGGAAACAAGCCUCAGGGCUUCAUUCAGAGUGAUGAGAGGAGGCCUGUCUCUGGAAGCCAUUGGCCCAUUAUCGUGGAGGUGUUGGGCAGGACCAGCGAGGAUGGUCUCCCAUCCUGCAGAGGCCCCCGGAGGGAGGAGCUGUGACUUGCCGAAUCCCAGGGCACUGCUCACAGGACAGACUGGGCCCUUCCCAGGACGGGCUUCGGGGACUUCUCUGCCCUGCCGAGCCUCCAGAAAAUGGCGGCAGUGUUUCCCUCCUGAUUCUGAGGGCUAAAUGGGGGGGCUGGGGUGCGUGUCUCUUAUCCUGAGGGUCUUAUUUAUGCUCAUGUGCAAAACGAACCUGGAAAAUCUCAAGAUGUUUUUUCUUGCAUUAAAAAAGGAGAAAUGGUGCCUAA
Messenger RNA from Monodelphis domestica (gray short-tailed opossum), 3236 nucleotides. It is a transcript of the gene EHD1, whose product is annotated as EH domain containing 1. Gene Ontology annotation, molecular function: GTP binding; calcium ion binding; protein binding. Gene Ontology annotation, cellular component: cytoplasm; plasma membrane. NCBI's taxonomy places the organism in Eukaryota, Metazoa, Chordata, Mammalia, Didelphimorphia, Didelphidae. Gene Ontology annotation, biological process: endosomal transport; endocytosis. The record is from RefSeq and is a predicted model, not a curated record.